Closterium sp. NIES-67 is the source of this 2543-nucleotide messenger RNA. The record is from the annotation of a GenBank genome assembly. NCBI's taxonomy places the organism in Eukaryota, Viridiplantae, Streptophyta, Zygnematophyceae, Desmidiales, Closteriaceae.
CAUAGAUUCCUCCAAGCUUGCACGCCGCACCGUUGACCACUAGGUAUGGACCUUAGGGAAUGACGGCCGUUUUGCAGAACAAUGGCUGGCGGAGGUCCUGUUAGAGAAGCUAUUACAGCAGACUGCAAGUAGGAACAUUCAUGAGUCCAGACCGGUUUUGUCGAAAGUUUCCGCGCCCGUUACUAGAGCCGAAUUUCAUCAUUUGCUGGUGAUGUGUCAUUGGAGGGACGCCAUGAGCCACGAUGAGCUUCUAAGCCCUGUUGGUCUCCGCAAAUCGGUCGCUUUUCAAUGGCUCGCAAGGCUCACUACCGGAACAAGUGUAGAGUCCACAGAAGCCAUGGCUCCGUAAUGGUCAGGCUGGCGCGCGAAGUGGUCUGUAGAAGCAGCAGAUCCGAUUAGAGCUGGCACCUCGACAAGGUGAUAGGCGCAUGAUAAACGAUGACCUCAGAUUGUAGGUGUUUGAAGGUGUUUGUAGGUAUUUGUAGCUUUUCUUAGGUAUUGUUCUUCUAGGUAUUACUUUAUUGAAGUUUAGCUCGUAGAGUCUCCACUUUCGAUCAUUCAUGCGAUAAGUCAGGACCAUAGAUUCGCCUGCAGACAUUAAUCUUCACAUCAGGGCGUAGAAGGAGCAACUGCCAUUAUUUUACGGGACUAGAAGCCGAGAAUCCGCACAUUAGUAGUAACAGUUACGAGCGAGUUAAUAUUCUCCGUCCAAUUAAGUCUCGAGCAUCCAGUCGUACAAGCAAGGGAAGAACUUACAUCCAGAGGAGAACGUGGGAGGGGGGAGUGCGAGCGGUUUCAGUGACUUGUCUCCUCCCUGAGGGUGCUGCGUUCCCGCAAGUGUCACCUCAAGUGUCACCUCAAGUGUCACAUCAAGUGUCACCUCAAGUGUUACUACGAUGGAGACUCGUUCGGAAAGCCCUCCUCUCGCCGCCUCCCUCUUAUCUCGAGCCAUGACUUUCCUCCCGGGUCACAUUAAAGAGCAACGUGAAAUGUUUGUGAGCGGUCACACGGGGACGUCUAUGUUCCAUGUCUCUGUCCUGGUCACCAUCGUAUUCAUGCUCUCUUCCCAACGCCAGCUGCUGCCGUUUCUCCCACCUUGCUUAAGGCCUCCAGAGCUUCCGAUCCCCGGGUUGCAGCUCGCUGCAUCACUGGCAGCAGAUGCUUUCUUCGUCAUCAUCCCCUCCCUCCUCACUCUCACGGUUUUGAAAGACCACCUUACAAUCACAUUCAUUAUAAUCGCAAUCAUUCUUAUGGCAACAGCAACACUGGCAGCCCUAAAUACUUCUGGCCCUUCUCUUCUCCACGGCUCCUCAUGGCCCCUGUCGCCCCCAUCCAUCACGGAUUCCGUUGUCACCUUCAGAGCAAUCCUGAUGCUGCUGACGUGCACGGCCAUUCUGGCUGUGGACUUUGACAUCUUCCCACGCAACUAUGCCAAGACAGAGUACUACGGCACGUCCCUGAUGGAUCUGGGCGUGGGCAUGUUCGUCAUUGCCAACACGGCCUCUCAGUUCGGAUCGGCCAGGGUCAAAACGCUUGCUGAAAGAAAAGCACACACAUCCAUCCAACGGUUCUCACGCAAGCUGCUGCCGCUACUGGCGCUUGCCAUUGGACGGCUGCUGCUGACCAAAAUAACCAACUACCAGGAGCACAGUAGUGAGUACGGCGUGCACUGGAACUUCUUCUUCACCCUCGCUGCUGUGCUCUCCCUGGCGCGCCUCUUCCCCUCGCCCAUCCGCCACCACCCCACACAACUGCCCCCGGGCUUCUUCCGCAGUCUCACCCCCCCCGUGGUGCUACUCAUCGGGUACCAAGCGUGGCUGACGUGCAUGGGCGGCAGUGAGUGGGUGCUAUCAGAUGACAGGGAGGCCACGUCCCUCAUCUCACUCAAUAAGGAGGGCAUCUGCAGCACAGUCGGCUACCUGUGCCUCUACCUCAUCUCACUGCAUUUCGGCACGUUUUUAAACUCCUCCUAUUCUGCCGUUCGCUCUACCCACGGCCCAAUCUUCGCCAUCAUCAAUCAACUCCUUCCUCUUGACCUCUCCCUCUGGGUGGUGGCUGUGGCAGCACAUCAGUAUGUGGAGCAAACCUCUCGACGCUCCUGCAAUCUUGCGUUUGUCCUCUGGAGUCUGGCUCAAGGCGUUCACGCGAUCCUCAUAGGGGAGCUCACGUGCCGCUCUCCAUCACUUGUGUUCCGAGCCAUCGCCCGCUUCAUGCUCCCUACCUUCCUCAUGGCUAAUGUAGGGACAGGGCUUGUCAACAUCACAAUGGAUACACUGUCCCAACCACCACUCACUGCCAUUGCGAUCAAUGCAGUCUACUUGUGUGUUCUCUGUUCUGGCGUUACAUUCGCCCAUGUACUCUUUCCUGCUAGAACAGCACAGCCCGAGCAUAAUGCAUUGAAGCACAAAACCUCAUGAGCGGAAAUAUAUGCCAGAAUACUUUUCUAUCGGACGAGUGAAGUUCAGCUGCUGUAGUGGAUGUACCGGUAUCCGGUUUCGUAGUAGUAUAUAUAAGGUUGUACAGAAGUGGUCAUUUGUUAGCGG